CAUAUCGGUAAUAACGUCCCCGCUACAUGGAAAGGGGGAAUAGUCAGGUUUUGCUGAUUUGAUAUCAGAAUCAAAAUGCCUAUAAAUCCGACCAGAUCCAGGAUAAGAGAUCGGAAUGACCCGAUCAACAGACCCGAGUUUCUGUCACUGAACCAGCCUCUCAGAAAUAGCAACGAGGCACGGGGGACAUUAAGACGCAGCAACCUCAAAUGUACAGCAAGGGAGCCGCUUGAAAACAGCACUGAGGACCGCAGAGAAUCUGUUAAACUUCCAGAAGAGGAUUGCAUACAACUCAACCCCUCCUUUAAGGGCAUUGCAAUGAACUCUCUUAUGGCGAUUGAUAUAUGCAUGUCCAAAAGGCUUGGGGUUUGCGCAUAUMCUCACUCCUCYUGGGGCAGUGUGCGCUCCAUGGUCAACCUGCUUGCAUUCACUGGUCAUGGCAUCCCUUGGAUUAUUGGCACAAUUAUAUGUCUCACCAGAAGCAACACAAUGGCAGGACAAGAAGUUCUGGUCAAUUUGCUUCUUGCACUUUUACUGGACGUAAUGACCGUCGCCGGAAUGCAGAAACUCGUGAAGCGCAAAGGACCAUGGGAGAUGACGCCUGGCCUCUUUGAUUACAUAGCGAUGGACAUUUACUCUUUCCCAGCAGCACAUGCAAGCCGGGCUGCCAUGGUAUCCAAGUUCCUUUUGUCACACUUAGUGCUCGCUGUCCCUCUGCGCAUCUUACUGGUGCUGUGGGCUUUCCUGGCCGGCAUGUCCCGCGUCCUUCUUGGCCGCCACCACCUGACAGAUGUGGGAUUUGGUUUUGCAUUGGGCUAUCUCCAUUUCAAUCUAGUUGAAAUGGUGUGGCUUCCCUCCAACACUUGCCAAACUUUGAUCUCCAUCGGGAAACUCAGUUGGAUCCCCCUCUAAUGACAAUAUCAGCAUUUUAGGAAACCCACAAAAGCUUGACAUCCUCCUAUCCCUCGGUCCCUAUUUUAGUUACGUUUUUCUGUCACAGCCCCUCACUGGCCCUCAUGUCAUUUUAAAUAGAAGUCUAUGAAGACAUAAUGUAUGUUAAUCACAUUUACCCCUAGAUAAUACGUUUUUUUUCAGCUUUGACUGAAUUUCUUUCUCCAGUGUAAAUGCAGUAUGCAAGGAAAUUAAUGCAUCCUUGUGACACAUUUCCGAUGCCUUUCUGACUAGCGUUUAUUUAUUACAUUUUGAUCCACAAUUUUUAGUUUUGUCAACAUAUAUGACAAUUAAUUUUUUACUAUAAAAAAACAUUGUUUUUAAAACUCAUUCUCUGCACCUGAAAGUGUAUGUAUUUAAAAAUUGCAAGUAUCAGUAAAACAAUCAUAAGCUAUCAGGGAUUUUGUGAAAGACACACUUUUACAUGACUCACUGUCAGAUAUUUUGUGUACAGUAUGCAGGAGAAGAUACAGGUAACUGCCAAAGUAAACACUUGAGUAAAUGAGGGACGCAAAGUAUAUUGAUAGCAGAUGCUUCCAACCAAGUGUGGUUCCUGAGUUAAAAAAAGCAAUUAACAUCCCAUCAUGCUUAGGGUCAUGUAUAAAAUGCCUAGUUGCCCAUUACUUUGGCUACCAUGGCAAGAUGAAGAGAUCUCAGUUACUUUGAAAGAGGGGUGUCAAAAGAGCAUUAUCUGGCCCAAGGACCCACAGCAAAAAUCAGUUUUUUUUCUUCACUACUUUCAUUUAUCUGCAGUCCAUAUUUAGCCUUAAAACUAAGUGUUUUACCAUUUUCUUUUCAGGACAUUUAGGGCUACAAGUAGAAUAAUUUGACAUAAACAGUUGCAUUCAUGAGUUUUAUUGACAAAUGUCAAUAAAAAAUGUUGGUCUGCCAAUCAAAAACCUGACUAAACUAAUUUCUAAGAAUGCUGUAAGUACAGAAAUGUUUUGCUCAGUGGGAAAUGAAUAUCCAACUAUUGUGUGGCUUGUGAGCAUC
Messenger RNA from Salvelinus sp. IW2-2015, 1944 nucleotides. The record is from RefSeq and is a predicted model, not a curated record. Lineage: Eukaryota; Metazoa; Chordata; Actinopteri; Salmoniformes; Salmonidae.